AUGGGACUGAUGAAAAAGCACCCUUCGAUUGUCCCCUUCAUGGUAUACAUCGCCAACGAGGAGAAACACUUGGAACGGUUUGCAGUCCGAGCCAAGUACAUGACCUUGGACCCAGAGAAGAAUAAGUAUGUAAAAUAUAUACGUAACAUCAGAACAAUACAGGAUUAUCUAUGUAAACGAGCUGACAAACAUCUCGUUCCUAAGAUAAACAACACAAAUGUUGACAAGAGUGUGGCUACAAUUCACGCGACGGUCUUUGGUUGCCUGCGUAGACGUGAAACAGGAGACAAGCUCUACGAUAUAACCACAAACACCGUUUCUGUUAUCGACGACGAGCACAGAAACCAAUGUGCAGCCAAUUCAUUAAGUUCAAAGGGAAUGUUUCAGGUGAUCCAAAGACAAGGCUCCUCUAGGCGUUUUAUGGCUCUUUGCAAUACUGAUGGUACUGUAGCAAAAACUUGGCCUGUUGGUUCUCUUGAUAAGAUCAGGAAGCCCGUCGUCGAUACUGAGACAGAGGGUAGAUCAGAGCAUCAGCUACAUAAAGUUGAACCAGUGAAUCUUCAGUUUGGUCACUUUGGGAUCAGCGCAUGGCCCAGUGAUGGCGCAACUAGCCAUGCCGGGAGUGUGGAUGAGUCAAGAGCAGAUUUAAUUGAAACCGGCAGCAGGCAUUACUCUUCUUGCUGCAGUUCGCCACGGAUAUCUGAUGGGCCUUCGAAAGAGGUUGUUUACCAUGUCCUCCAUGCAGCUGAAGGAGGACCA
This is a messenger RNA of Camelina sativa (false flax), 759 nucleotides long. Lineage: Eukaryota; Viridiplantae; Streptophyta; Magnoliopsida; Brassicales; Brassicaceae. The record is from RefSeq and is a predicted model, not a curated record.